Messenger RNA from Balaenoptera ricei (Rice's whale), 4112 nucleotides. RefSeq names its product bromodomain and PHD finger containing 3 (gene BRPF3). The record is from RefSeq and is a predicted model, not a curated record. The transcript has 13 exons. Gene Ontology annotation, molecular function: protein binding. Gene Ontology annotation, cellular component: MOZ/MORF histone acetyltransferase complex. Bases 334 to 3957 code for a protein of 1207 amino acids. Gene Ontology annotation, biological process: regulation of transcription by RNA polymerase II. NCBI's taxonomy places the organism in Eukaryota, Metazoa, Chordata, Mammalia, Artiodactyla, Balaenopteridae.
AGGUGGCGGGGGGAGGGGGGGAGGCCGGAGGGGCGGAUCCUGCCUGGGGGCUGAUCCCUCCCUCCCCUCGGCCGGGCUCCGUGGCGGCAGCGGCGGCGGCGGCGGCGGUUCCAUUCCCCCUCCUCCCCCGGGAGCGGCGGCGGCCGGGCCGGGGCCCCAGCACGGGCCGGGAGGGGGCACGGCGGUGGCCACGGAGGCCAGCGCGGGAGGAGGCCGCGCUCCGCUCCCCGGGCCGCGCCGACCUGCUAGGCGGCCGGCCCGCCCGCGCCCAGGGGCCCCGAACGGUGGGGCCGGGCCGGCGGCUGAGGCCUGUCUCGUUGGUUCCCAGGUGCCAUGAGGAAGCCUCGCCGGAAGUCACGGCAGAAUGCCGAGGGCCGGCGCUCCCCAUCCCCCUAUAGUCUGAAGUGCUCACCCACCCGGGAGACCCUGACAUAUGCCCAGGCCCAGCGGAUCGUCGAGGUGGACAUUGAUGGACGUCUGCAUCGUAUUAGCAUCUAUGAUCCGCUCAAGAUCAUCACAGAGGAUGAGUUGACCGCCCAGGAUAUCACUGAAUGCAAUAGUAACAAGGAAAACAGUGAGCAGCCUCAGUUCCCUGUCAAAUCCAAAAAACCCUCAUCCAAGGGCAAAAAGAAGGAGUCCUGCUCCAAGCAUGCAUCCGGCACUUCCUUCCACCUCCCGCAACCCAGCUUCCGCAUGGUGGACUCAGGCAGUCAGCCAGAAGCACCCCCUCUGCCUGCUGCCUACUACCGCUACAUUGAGAAGCCGCCUGAAGACCUGGAUGCAGAAGUAGAGUACGACAUGGAUGAGGAAGACCUUGCCUGGCUGGACAUGGUAAAUGAGAAGCGGCGAGUAGAUGGGCACAGUUUGGUGUCGGCAGAUACCUUUGAGCUGCUGGUGGACCGGCUUGAGAAGGAGUCAUACUUGGAGAGUCGAAGCAGUGGGGCCCAACAGUCACUCAUUGACGAAGAUGCUUUCUGCUGCGUAUGCCUGGAUGACGAAUGCCACAACAGCAACGUCAUUCUCUUCUGUGACAUCUGCAACCUGGCUGUACACCAGGAGUGCUAUGGCGUCCCUUACAUCCCUGAGGGCCAGUGGCUAUGCCGCUGCUGCCUACAGUCUCCCUCCCGGCCUGUGGAUUGCGUCCUCUGCCCCAACAAGGGUGGCGCCUUCAAACAGACCAGCGAUGGGCACUGGGCCCACGUGGUGUGUGCCAUCUGGAUCCCUGAAGUCUGCUUUGCUAACACCGUGUUCCUGGAGCCUAUUGAGGGCAUCGACAACAUCCCACCUGCCCGCUGGAAACUAACCUGCUAUAUCUGCAAGCAGAAGGGGCUGGGUGCAGCCAUCCAGUGCCAUAAGGUGAACUGCUACACGGCCUUCCAUGUGACGUGUGCACAGCGGGCUGGGCUCUUCAUGAAGAUUGAGCCUAUGCGUGAGACCAGCCUCAAUGGCACCAUCUUCACGGUGCGCAAGACCGCCUACUGUGAGGCCCACUCGCCGCCAGGUGCUGCCACUGCUAGGAGGAAGGGCGACUCCCCAGGAAGUCUCAGUGAGGCUGGGGACGAAGAAGGGCUGAAGGAGGGCUGUGGGGAGGAAGAAGAGAAGGAAGAGGUAGAAGAGGAGGAGGAAGAUGAAGGCCAAGGUGGGGUAGGCGGCCCCCUCAAGGGAGUGUCCAAGAAGAACAAGAUGACUUUGAAGCAAAGGAUCAAGAAGGAGCCAGAGGAAGUGGGCCGAGACACACCCUCCACUGUCCCCAUGGUCACUGUCCCACAGAUACCCUCUUACAGGUUGAACAAGAUCUGUAGUGGUCUCUCCUUUCAGAGGAAAAACCAGUUCAUGCAGCGGCUUCACAACUACUGGCUGUUGAAGCGGCAGGCACGGAACGGUGUCCCCCUCAUCCGGCGCCUGCACUCCCACCUGCAGUCCCAAAGGAAUGCUGAGCAGCGGGAGCAGGACGAGAAGACAAAUGCAGUGAAGGAAGAGCUGAAAUACUGGCAGAAGCUCCGGCAUGACUUGGAGCGGGCACGGCUGCUAAUUGAGCUGAUUCGGAAAAGAGAAAAGCUCAAGCGGGAGCAGGUCAAGGUCCAGCAGGCCGCCAUGGAGCUGGAGCUUAUGCCAUUCAACGUUCUGCUGAGGACAACACUGGACUUGCUGCAGGAGAAGGAUCCCGCACACAUCUUUGCCGAGCCCGUCAACCUGAGUGAGGUUCCAGAUUACCUGGAAUUCAUAUCCAAGCCAAUGGAUUUUUCUACUAUGAGGCGGAAGCUGGAGUCCCACCUGUACCGCACCUUGGAGGAGUUUGAGGAGGACUUUAACCUUAUAGUUACCAACUGCAUGAAGUAUAAUGCUAAAGACACAAUUUUCCACCGAGCAGCUGUCCGCCUGCGGGACCUGGGAGGGGCCAUCCUGCGGCACGCCCGGCGGCAGGCAGAGAACAUCGGCUAUGACCCCAAGAGGGGCACCCACCUGCCCGAGUCACCCAAAUUGGAGGACUUUUACCGCUUCUCCUGGGAAGACGUGGACAACAUCCUCAUCCCAGAGAACCGGGCCCACUUGUCCCCAGAGGUGCAGCUGAAGGAGCUGCUGGAAAAACUGGACCUGGUGAGUGCCAUGCGGUCCAGUGGGGCCCGGACCCGCCGUGUCCGCCUGCUACGCCGGGAGAUCAAUGCCCUUCGGCAGAAGCUGGCACAGCCGCCACCACCACAGCUGGCAUCACUAAACAAGACUGUGUCCAAUGGGGAGCUGCCAGCAGGGCCCCGGGGGGAUGUGGCUGUGCUGGAGCAGGCCCCGCAGGAGGAGCCAGAAGACGAUGGGGACAGAGAUGACUCCAAAAUGCCUCCCCCACCAACCCUGGAGCCUACUGGGCCUGCGCCUUCCUUGUCUGAGCAAGAAUCCCCUCCGGAUCCCCCAACUCUGAAACCCAUCAAUGAUAGCAAACCUCCAAGCCAAUUCCCAAAGCCAAGAAAAGUGGAAGAAGAUGAGCUUUUGGAAAAAUCACCUCUGCAGCUAGGGAGCGAGCCCUUGCAACGCCUGCUCAGUGACAAUGGCAUCAAUAGAGUGUCCCUCAUGACCCCCGAUACAUCCCCCGCUGGCGCCCCACUCAGUGGCGUGGGCCGUCGCACAUCAGUCCUCUUCAAGAAGGCCAAGAAUGGGGUUAAGCUACAGAGGAGCCCAGACAGGGCCCUGGAGAACGGCGAGGACCAUGGCGCAGUGGGCUCUCCUGCGUCUCCCACCAGCAUCGAGGAUGAACAGCACUCCCGGAAGCGGCCGAGGAGCAGGAGCUGUAGUGAGAGCGAAGGGGAGAGGUCCCCCCAGCAGGAGGAAGAGACAGGUGUGACCAACGGCUUUGGAAAACACACUGAAAGCGGGUCUGACUCAGAAUGUAGUUUGGGUCUCAGUGGUGGACUGGCAUUUGAAGCUUGCAGUGGUCUGACACCCCCCAAACGCAGCCGAGGGAAGCCAGCCCUGUCUCGAGUGCCCUUCCUGGAAGGUGUGAACGGAGACUCUGACUACAACGGCUCAGGCAGAAGCCUCCUGAUGCCCUUUGAAGACCGUGGAGACCUGGAGCCCCUGGAGCUGGUGUGGGCCAAGUGCCGAGGUUAUCCCUCCUACCCUGCCUUGAUCAUCGAUCCCAAGAUGCCCCGGGAGGGCCUUCUGCACAAUGGCGUCCCCAUCCCCGUCCCCCCACUGGAUGUUCUGAAGCUGGGAGAGCAGAAACAGGCCGAGGCUGGAGAGAAGCUCUUCCUUGUCCUCUUCUUUGACAACAAACGCACCUGGCAGUGGCUUCCGAGGGACAAAGUCCUGCCCCUGGGUGUGGAAGACACUGUGGACAAGCUCAAGAUGCUGGAAGGCCGCAAGACCAGCAUCCGCAAGUCAGUGCAGGUGGCCUACGACCGUGCGAUGAUCCACCUGAGCCGAGUGCGGGGACCCCACUCCUUUGUCACCUCCAGCUACCUGUAAGGGCAGGGCCUGGCCUGCAUCUGCCUGCCCUGCCUCCGUCCUGUGGGGCACAGAGAAGCCUCUUCCUGCCCCAGCCAGACGUAUGGCUGGCAGCUUGCCCCUUCCAUGGCAGGCCAGGGACUGGGCUGUAUCCUCCCCAAGGACAAGGCCCCAGU